CCGGAGCGUUCUCGUGAUGCGUCGCUACCCUUAUUACGGUCACCUCGACGCGGUCACUUCUACGAUAUAGGUACAAAGUUAUAAAUGGCACCAUAGAGGUGUAUUAGUGUCUAUACUUUUGUAGGUAGUACACUUUAGCCAUCUAUGAAGGAACCUACUGGAGCAGAAAACUUUAUUAGUCUGUCCAGAUCCGUCGAGGUGAAACGUUGUAUUCUCAGUGCACUAAGUUUUGAGAAGGAAGUUAGUCUGCUUGGCAUCUCCUUCUCAGUUUGAAAAUGUCGACGAUCGCUAACACACCUACAUCGACAAAUAACUGAAUGAAAACGAAGCUCUUAUGCCAGCAGCAUCUCAUAGUGUUAUUCUUUAAACCGGACGAUGAUACUUAAACUAGAGCGUCACAGUAUUUUCUGUGACAAACUAUACAAUGGCUCCUACAUGUUGUAUAGCAGUUUGAAUUCGGAUCUCAACAAUACAUUCGAGCGAUACGAUCACUUGUUGCAUCAGUCGCUCAGAGAAAUUUUUCUCCAGCGCUGCUUCACCAGGAACCAGACAAAACAACUGAUUCAUGAUCAAAAACUCAUAAUUGAACUGAUCCUGGAUCAGGAACCCUUACUCUGUAAUCAGUUUCCGAAAAAUAACUGUGAACAGCUUUCACUUCUUUGGAUCGCCGUUUUAUCCGGCUACUACAAAUCCGCUGAACUGUUGGUCUGCUCCGGUGCUGAUGUUAACGAGCCCUUCGGAUCUCGUGACCCUCAGAUGGUGGACAACAAGUGGACGAUUCUCCACGUGUUGCUUCAGAUGCAGUCAUCGUCGGAAAGCGAGCGACUCGUUCAUCUGAUUAUAGACCAUGGUGCCGACUGGCAAACUCGAGACUCCUAUGGUCGAACUAUACUACACUUCGCAGCGAAACAUAAUCGAGUACAGUUGACCAAUACGCUGCUCGAAAAAGGAGCUGAAGUUAAUCUAGCUGAUAAGGGUGGCGAGACACCGCUGCUUUUGGCAGCCAGCAGUAAGAAAGCCAACGAACUUUUGCCGUUGUUAAUGAAACAUGGAGCCGACUUUACUGCCAAGAGUUCGAGAAAUGAUAACAUAUUACACCGACUCGCAUUUAACAGUGAGGAUUACGCAGCUCAUCUGGCUCUGGCCAAGAUCUUGAUAGAGAAGGGCGUUUCUCUCGAAGAUAGAGAAGUUCAGAACCAGUAUCAGCCGAUACACCGGGCCGUCAUGAGUGGAAAUAAUGAAUUCUUGAAGCUCUGUUUGGCUAGCGGCAUAGAUGUUAAUUCGCGGACGAGCAAUGGCGAAUCUCCACUCUACCUUGUGAUCAGAUGUCACAUAACAUCGCGCGCAGUACUCGAAACUUUACUCAGUCACGGCGCGAGCAUUCAUCUUAGGACAUGCGAAGGUAGGACAGCGUUGCACUGUGCCUGUGAAAAACUCAAGGAAGAGAUAAUCUGGCUACUCCUGUCCGCCGGCGCGGAUAUUCUCGCCGAGGACAACAACGGCAACACGCCUUUCUCUUUGAUCGAUCGUCAAAUUUUUGACAACCGAAUGAAGAUCGAUGAGGAUCUCAGCAUCAGACUAAUGAUAAAACAGCUGGCUCUGAAGCGAACUUCGUCGUCCAUCGCAUUGAAGGACGAAAUCAUCAUCAGGCGACAUUGGAAGUUGUGGGACUACUAUAAAGACUGUGUCUUGUAUGCCUCUAGGAUGAAGUUUACGAGGUUUAUGAAGAAUUGCACGUUUUUUGAUCUUCUUGCGAAAAACCGACGUCAAAUCGUUGCACUUAUCCGACGACCCCAGUUCGAGGCAAAUUUCAGGUUUUAUGAUCUCAACGGAUUCGGCAUGUAUGCGGAAGAUAUACGCGUAGCUUUCGAGCGCGGAAUUUUUGUGCUGGAAAUGGAGGAAAUUAUCGACAAUGCUGGUGGAUUUUGGCCUUGGAUGAUUGUAAGGAGCAUAGCUGGCCACGUGCCUGAUGACUAUGGCAUGAAUAUGAGAAGCAUCUGGAAUGAAAGAAAAGGAAGCGUUACAAAGACAAAAGAAGAAGACAGACUAAGCAGAUUACUUGGUGUUUCAUAAACCUCUGCACUAGUUCAUGCGAUUCGUCAUGUCAAAAGGUAUACAUGCUGAACGUUCUCCCUGUUGAAACCUGCUCUCUGCAAUGUUCACUGUUGAUAAUGUUGAGUUGUCUUCGGAGAGGCUCGUAGUCGUGAGUGAUACUCCGCGAAAAUACCUCUCAUCGUAUGUUGAGAUCACUUUUAACGGUCGAGCUCCAAGCUUUGGAGUUUAUACUACUUUUUAAUCUAUUCAAUAAAAGCCUUGUAAAGAUUAUAUUUUAUCUUCAUCUUUUAAUUAUAUUAUACAAAAAGAAACAUAUGGGCACCUGUUAACUCCGUUCUCGCGUUAUUAGACAGUCAAAUACAAUUUCCUGGAUUUUUUCAUACUUAUACGAAAACAUCGAUUUGAUUAGUAGCGCUCGCAACGGUCCUAUCCGACGCUCAGUGCAAUCGCACACCUUCACACUGCAGAAUCCAAGUCGAAUCGAGCGCCGGAAAUUCGCGCAGCUGUGUGCACCAAAUGAGCCUAUAAAACGCCCGAGGCUUCGAAUCGCCUUUUUUUCUGUUGGCUUCGCGACGGCACAGCCGAUGACUUUAUUGCACGGCAAGGAAGCUGCGUGCCGUGGCCCUUAUAUGGGCCGUUGUAAAGCUUAUUUUUCGCGCGUGUGAGUGUGCAACGUAAGGUUUUUGUGUUCGGAAUGGCUUUUGAGUAUAUUGUGCAACGGUAUUAGAUUUAAAUAAAAAUACACAUUUACAGUUUGACAAUUAUAUUUCUUACGCGAAGAACGAAAAAAAUUUUAAACCAGCGAUCGAAUCAUAGUCUCCUUUAAAAAGCCAAGUAACAGCCUCGCGCCUAUUCCCGAAUAAAAAUUCAUCUCCGCGUCAAAUCUCAAGACAGGCACGUCACGGCUCGCGCUAAGUAUGUCAUUCUCAGGCGUCGUUCCGCCUACGAAUGAGCCGCGUGAUCAUCAUCACCCACGGCGUCUAUUCCAAUUUUAUAGAUCGAAGUGCCGUCGCAUAGCUCCUCGUCGCGGCAAAGGAGAGCGAGACGCGCGGAUUGCUGAUUAGCCGAGCGAAGCCUUCGCGCGCAUAUAAUGGCCGUACGUGCUUAGCUUACUUAGAUCGCGAUGGCUCGCUGCAAGGCGAAACCCGAUCGAUUCUUGUUCGAGCUUGAAUAGAUCGAUUGUCCGGAUAUUUUCGCUCGUGCGUCAGUCCUUUUGUGAAUUUUCGUACGUUUCGAAUGUACAUACGCACCGCCGCCGCCGUCGCUGUUACAUUGAGCUUUUUGGACAGUCGAUGACGCGCGCGCUGUGCUUUGAAUUUCAAAUAACGCGAGUCCUCUGCUCGAGAGAGCCGCGGCUGUGCUGUACUAAUUUUUAUUGCAGCUCUCACGAGUAAUUGAUAUGCCGACGGGGAAAAUCGGAGAGCGAGUGUGUCUUUUUUCUCCUGGCUUGUCGGAGAUUUAAUGGCGAUUUAAAUGUCGAUAUAUAAGCGGCGGGCCGUUCGUUAGGCUGAAGCGUAUAUUGUCGAGGAAUCGAUGGAAUGUAAAUUUUUCAUUGUGUGUACGCGUCGAUAAGAUAUUGACGAGGAUAGAGGAGAAUAUUGUGUCGUUUCAUCGACGAACAUCGAAGGUCCGGUAGAGUACAUUGAAAAACUCUCAAACCGCGUGAAAUAAUUUAUCCGAUGAGCUUAUUUCGUCAGGAUAUGACGAGCUCAAACCCGGAAGAAAAUCGACAGCAAAGCCAAUCGUCGUGCGUCCUUAACCGGCGCAAGUGUGGAUCGACGUUCUCGUGGGAAAGUCGAUGCGCUGGACUCGGGAGGCAUAUACGCGGCCAGCGGUUCGCUCUAAUUGAGCCAAAAGAGAGGGUGACCGGUAUAAGUUCGCUGAAAAAAAGUUGACGAACCAGUAAUGGUCCCUUUCCUUGAGGUUGUGGGUGGAUAUGGAAAGUUGAACGUGUAAGAUAGUGGUUGACAGGAUGUGAUACGCCGCGUAUGUACGUUACUUCAAGUUGCGACUAUUUAUCUAAGAGGAGUGAUUGCUGCGAACGACCGUAUCGGUGAAUACAAAUUACAUCGAUAAUGAGUUACAAAAGCACACGGAGUUUUACAAUUUGUUCUCAAUAUGCACAAGGUUUUUAAUCAAAUAUGAUUCGAGUAAUGAAAACUGGACUCGGCAACCAUAUAUCGUACAGCCGAUCGGAAAUUGCAUAAUAAAGUAUCAAGACGUCGACUUUCAAAAGUUCUUACUUUAUAGGCGGAGUAUGACACCCGAGCCAUCAAUAAUUCUCAAAAGCAGUCGAUUUCAAAUCGAGUCACCGCAGUUAUCCUCAGCUUCCAUAUAAUAACAAAUUUAAUCCUCCAAAAACACAAAGAACAUUGCACGAGCACACGCACGAGCGAUAUACACCUCUCCAGUCUCGUGUCGCAGUGUACGUUCGAUCGAGCGCGUUUUCUCGGCGAAAACGCGGGCACAAUGGCGCCUGUCAGAGUGCACGCGCUCGCGCGACCAAAAUCCAAUUUGCAUGAGCCGCGCCGGAGUAGAGCCCAGUGGACGAGGUAAUUGGUGCACAGUGGGGAUUAGGGCCGCGGCGUCGCCGGGGACAACCGGUCAAGUUUCGACUUCCUCCUUCUCUCUCUCCAACACUGGCUUGUCUCUGGAUCUUAUACCUCUACGUAUCCGCGUGCACAAACAAACUGCCGCUUUACUUUUGUUUUCCUCGGUUUUGUGCGCGGGUAUUGUGUGGGUGACAUCGAUUCUCUUUUUCUUUUUUAAGUUUCUUAGUGCAGCCGGGUGGCUCGUCUUUUGUUCGCUCGACGACGUUUUCGACGAGUUCGUCGCUGCGCAAUUUGUUGGGAAUCUGUCCGCGCAGCUCCAAAAACGAAUAGUUUUUUUCCUAAACACUAAUAGCUAUAGCUUUAUCCAAAAUAAAAAAACCAUCAAACUCGUAAAUCACCGAGUCAACAUCGAAUAUCAUCAUUACUUGCCGAACCGACGGAAUAAAUAACGAUAAUCUCUCCCUAUGACACACUUACAAGUGAUUCCCGAUAACUCGCGCGUAUAACCGCAUAAAAAGACGAGCCCGCGCUUUAAUCCCGCAUCGCGCGUGCACGCUGAAAAUUCCUCGAAACUUUUAUGCGCUGCACACACACACACAUACGGCAGCUUUAUCGUAUCCCCGCCAUCGGCUCCGCAUAAAUCCCGUUUCGGAAAUCAACGGAAGUAAUUGAUAUUCGUUCGCAUCUCUUUCGGCAAAAGAAAUAAGAACGCGAGUGAGGGAGAGCGAAAUCUACGGCUGUCGAAGCCUAUAAAUUCGAUAUUAAUAUCGCAAUAUUUAUCGAGAGUCGCAUAAUAAAGUGUUCGCUUCGUUCUCGCGAGAAAAACGUCCGUUUGCAUAAAACAAAUCUUUUAUAUAAAGCGAGAGAGCUGCGUCCGCAGGAGGUAGAAGAAGAAGGUGGUGGAGGAGGCAGAGGGAAAGGAGAGGAAGAAAAAGGAGCGGGACGCUCGCAUAAAUACGUAUGCGCGAGCGCAAACAAAAAGCCCACAAAGGACUCCGCGCGGCGAUACGAUCUUGCGGCAUGCAGAUACGAGCAUACUAAUCUCUGGGUCUUCUCCCCCCCCCCCUCUCUCUUAUUCUCUCUUCUUCUUUCUGGUCUGCUUGACCGGCGGCGAAAGAAAGCCAGAUAAACGGAGAUACAGAGAUGCGGCAAGGAGAGUCUAUUCUCUUUUCUCCUCUGUGCAGCGCUUAGCCAGCCUUAAUUCACUCCUGUGCUCUCUGCUCCUUGCGCGUUCAAUACUUUUUCUAUCAGCUCUUAAAUUAUCUAUCUCCAGCGCGCGCUGAAUUCUCUCAUCAAUCGAAGCAAAAUAGGCCAGCCCAGCUAUAACAAUCCCAAUCCCGAGUCAUCACGCAGUCGAGCAUACAUCAGUCGAUAAUCCAAAUCCCAGGGAGAGAGCUGAGAGAGAUCCGCGAGAGACGAUGGUCUGCACACAGCAUCGAAUACUCGUCGUCGUCCGGUCGGCUGCCGUCGGCAGACAGAGGGAGAGAGAAACAGCGACGAUGGUAAUUCCUCGUCUGCAAGGAAUCGUCCUCGUUGUCCUCUGGAAUCUCCAUUUCGGUACAAGAGCCACACGGCCAGUUUCAAUUUCGUAACGCCGAUCCAAUCAUGUAAAUCAGGGCCCGAGCAUUAUUAGUGCGCGGACGACCCGAUCGAACUUCACUUGUGUCGACGCUAUAGCUCCGGCUUUGCACAGUCCAAUGGAAAAACGACGAAUAUGGGGGUGUGGGAAAGAGACGCGGAGGUUAUCGAGGGAUGUUUGUUAGAAAAUUGAUACUUUAUGUUUGGAGGAACGUUUUCGUCGUCUAAAAAAAAAAACUUGAUCACACGGUAGCUGGUAUGGACACAAAAAAUGCUGAUUCUAUAAACAGCGUGUAAGCGCCCGGAUAAAAAGCUGGACGACACAGCGCGGAAAAAGAGUGUAAGCAGAGUAAUGGAUAACCAAAACCCAGAGUAAGAGAUAGUUAAUCAGAAAACAAGAGACUGAGAGACAGGAAAAGGGGGGGGGGGGAUGAGAAGGAGAGUAGCUGUCCGAGCGAAUCCAGCGCCAGCGUCCAACUAAUCCGGGGUUUACCUAAUCGCCCUGUCCUCCCGCUCCUGUUCUGCUCAGCCUGCGCGCGAUCCUCUUUCUCAUUCUAGAGGGAGAGAGAGAGAGAUUCGCCGGGAGCUAUAUAUGGCCGGCUCGCUUUCCCGAAAGCGGCUUACCGAUUUCAGCCCUUUGCCGGUGAAUCCUGUACACACACACACACACAUACUGAUCGCAUAUCGAUCCGAUGCGAGUAUACUAGUAUUUUUCUGACUUCGGUGGUUCUCCGUACGACCGACAGAUGGCGCAUCGCAACUCGCAAUCGAAAUCGUCACCGCCGCGUUAUACAUAUAGGACCGAUCGAGAAGAAUCGUCUUCUUCAUCCAAAAUGUGGGUGAACGUAAACUUUUCGAGGGGCAAUUGGGAAGAAUUUUACGAAUUCAUGCUGACCUCGAUAGCCACGUUCAUCGUCAUGUAUAACUUAUUACACUGGAUCUCCUCAAUAAGACAGUGAAUCCUCAAUAACCCUUGAACAUCCAAUAAUCGAACAAAGCAACAAAAACUCCGCACUGCUGCAAUUUAAGUCAAAAUUGAAGAACUUUGUUCUACAAUUUGAACUCGUUCGUUAUUUUCGUUAUUUUGUAAAUCUUCAAUACCUUGAGUAAUAAUUUUAUUUUGUAAAAGGGCCUCCUGCCCGUAU
Molecule: messenger RNA, 7330 nt
Organism: Nasonia vitripennis (jewel wasp)
Lineage: Eukaryota; Metazoa; Arthropoda; Insecta; Hymenoptera; Pteromalidae
Product: serine/threonine-protein phosphatase 6 regulatory ankyrin repeat subunit A-like
Exons: 3
Coding region: 376-2073 (565 amino acids)
Cellular component (GO): cytoplasm
Molecular function (GO): protein binding
Source: RefSeq, a predicted model, not a curated record